AUGUCAUUGUCUAAGAAAUUGUCUGUUAAGGAUUUGGAUCUCGCCAACAAGAGAGUUUUCAUCAGAGUUGACUUCAACGUCCCACUCGACGGUACUACCAUCACCAACAACCAGAGAAUUGUUGCUGCCUUGCCAACCAUCAAGUAUGUGUUGGAGCACAAGCCUAAGGCCGUGAUUUUGGCCUCCCACUUGGGUAGACCAAACGGAGAGAAGGUCGAGAAGUACUCUUUGGCUCCAGUUGCAAAGGAAUUGCAGUCCUUGUUGCCUGAUGAGAAGGUGACCUUCUUGAACGACUCUGUUGGUCCAGAAGUCGAGAAGGCUGUCAAUGGCGCUUCUGCUGGUGAGGUUUUCUUGUUGGAGAACUUGCGUUUCCACAUUGAGGAGGAGGGCUCCAGAAAGGUUGACGGUAAGAAGGAGAAGGCCUCUGCUGAGGAUGUGGAGAAGUUCAGAAAGGGCUUGACCGCAUUGGCUGACGUUUACAUCAACGAUGCUUUCGGUACUGCUCACAGAGCCCACUCGUCCAUGGUUGGUUUCGAAUUGGACCAGAAGGCUGCCGGUUUCUUGAUGGCCAAGGAGUUGGAAUACUUUGCUAAGGCUUUGGAGAACCCAGUUAGACCAUUCUUGGCCAUCUUGGGUGGUGCUAAGGUGUCUGACAAGAUCCAAUUGAUCGACAACUUGUUGGACAAGGUCGACAUUUUGAUUGUUGGUGGUGGUAUGGCCUUCACCUUCAAGAAGGUGUUGGACAAGAUGCCAAUUGGUGACUCCCUUUACGACGAGGCCGGUGCUGCCAACGUCGAGAACUUGGUCGCUAAGGCCAAGAAGAACGGUGUUGAGCUCGUCUUGCCUGUCGACUUUGUCACCGCCGACAAGUUCGACAAGAACGCUAAGACUGGAGUGGCCACUCAGGAAGAGGGUAUCCCAGACGGCUGGAUGGGUCUUGACGCUGGUCCAAAGUCCAUCAAGCUCUUUGAGGACGCUGUUGCCAAGGCCAAGACCAUCGUCUGGAACGGUCCACCAGGUGUUUUCGAGUUCGACGCCUUUGCUAAGGGUACUAAGGCUUUGUUGGAUGCUGCUGUCGCUUCUGCCGAGGCUGGUAACACCGUCAUCAUUGGUGGUGGUGACACUGCCACUGUUGCUAAGAAGUUCGGUGUUGUCGACAAGUUGUCCCACGUGUCUACUGGUGGUGGUGCUUCCUUGGAGUUGUUGGAGGGAAAGGACUUGCCUGGUGUCGUUGCCAUCUCUGAAAAGUAA
This is a messenger RNA of Sungouiella intermedia, 1251 nucleotides long. The record is from the annotation of a GenBank genome assembly. NCBI's taxonomy places the organism in Eukaryota, Fungi, Ascomycota, Pichiomycetes, Serinales, Metschnikowiaceae.